Symbiodinium sp. CCMP2592 is the source of this 3045-nucleotide messenger RNA. The record is from the annotation of a GenBank genome assembly. Lineage: Eukaryota; Dinophyceae; Suessiales; Symbiodiniaceae.
AUGGCGCGAAGCCGCCAUUGCCUGUGCUUUCUCCUGGUGCUUCAGCGUCUUACGGAGACAGCCUCGAUCCCCUCCAACAGCUCAGAACACGUCGAGGCGGUGCUUCCAGCACCCCCGCGUCUUGCCAGCUUGGCAGAAACCGCGAAAGAGAUUGAGAGAAUCAAGCAGAAAAUCCACGGUGAUUAUGUCACUUAUAUCAACGGGAGGAAGGUUGUCGUCAUAGGCAAUUCCAGAAAGGCGGACAUUGCCAUGUGUGUCUUCAGCUCCCUCCUGGCCACUCAUCAACUUGCAUCGGCCGGAAUGUCCAUCAACGGAGCGGUGGCCACCUGUGGCUGGGGUGGCAUGGAGGAGAAGACAGAGGCCUGCGUAGCGAACAUCGGCAACAGUUUAGCGACACUCUCCGGGACUGCCGCCUUUCUCACCGAGGUGGCGUUGAACUGUCCCACCGACAAUGUGAACUGGCGAGCCGGGUGUGCGGCUCCCAUUGCCACUCUUCUCAGUGGCCUGGGUGGCCUCGUGGGCCACUCUGCCGGCGUCUCGCAAGCCUGCGAUGCAGAAAAGAUUGAAAAUGGUGCGACCAUCUUCAAUCCUAUCAGCGUGAACGAUGACGCAGGAAUGGCGAACUGCAUUCUGAAUGCUGAUCAGGCAGCAUUCUUCGCCGGCAGAGCGGGUCUCGACGUGAAUGCCUUGGCCAAUGGGGACUGCUCCGGGCAGAACUCAAAGGCGGGAUGUGCGGCGAGUGUCACUAGUGCCCUGAUCUCCUUCGCGUCAAUGGCGUCCUUUCUUGCUGGUGCUGUUUCGAAGUGCACGAUGUACCAGAUCUACACACCUGCCUGCUCUGCAAACAUUGCCGGCCUCAUCGCAGAUCUUAACAAAGUUGCGACCUUUGCCAGUAACAUGGCCAACAACAAAUGCAAGGCUCCCAAGGGCGAUUACUUUUCUCCGAACACGAUCUACUGGAACCCAGCCGGCUCCAAUCGACGCCUUGGUGAGAAUGUUUCCUUUGUUGAUGAGAGUGUGACGGAGCAGCCAUUCCACGUUUGCAACUGGAACUUCAUGUCCGUUGUGGCGUCGGCAAGCCAGGACGCGUUCAGUGACCAGGUGGGACGACCCGCGCCUUGCAAGGAGGUACUGCUGUCAUUGGCCCAAGAUGCGGCACGGGAGAAGAGGUACUUUCUGCAGACUUUGGCGCCGAAAGCGCCUUGGCCACUGGUGGUCAACGAACCCCGGCGUUUGCUCUCCCUGGAUGACCAGAUGAAUGUGGGCCUUAUCCUGGCAGCAUGGAAAGACCUGGGCUUCAACGAGCUGGACAACCCUGGCAGCACGCACACCCUUGCAAGUGAUGGUGACUGGGAUGUGCUAUGGAGUUUGAUGCCCCAGCACGGCCGCUCUGUUGAUUUGGCUGCAUUCCUGGGCAUCCCAAUAGACUGGUCUUUCUACCGGUCCCACUUGCCCAGCUGGGACUUCGCACGGGCCCGCGCGCAUCAGACGCAUAACCACUGCUUCACCUUCCACGGCGCCCCCGUGGGUCCGAAGCAUCACUUGGCGAUCAGUCUUCGAAAGCUGAGGGAUCACUUGGCAGCAUCGGGCUCCAGCCUCCUCGUCAACCCAGAAGAUGAAUGUUUCGCAGGGCUUUGCUUCCCAGAGAGCUACAUCGUCAUGGUGGGUAGCAAGGGGCUGGAUGAAGCCGAGACUGUGACGAAGAAGCUGUCAGAGAAGAAGGAGAUGGUGGCCAAAGCGUGUCACUCCUCUGGGGGCCGCAGCAUUACGAUACUGCGAUCUCCGGGUGAUCUAUCGAACCUCCUUGCUCGAGCAGGUCACGGCACAACGUUCUUGGUCCAGCGGCGCAUCCGGUCUCCGCUGAUUGAGGGCCGCCGCUUCCACUUCCGGCUGUAUGCAGGGCUGACCUCGCUUCACCCCUUGCGGGUGUAUGUCCAUCACGACGACGAUGAUGGAGGCUAUGCUGUUCUCGCAAGAAAAGCUGCUUCCUCCUCUCAGAGUGCUGAAAGCGAGAAGCUUGUCGAAAGAGGAUCUUGUUCUCACGCCUCUGGGGUUUGCACGCCGCAGCAAGACGAGGAGUUUGUGACGAACUAUGGCGACAGGCAGAUCUCCCAGGGCGAGUUUGCAAGGCUUUAUCGGAAUCUCACUGGUGCCGAUCCAGAAGCGCUGCUUCGUCGAAUGCACCACAGCAUCGUGGUGAUGCUUCUCGCAGCCGGCCACCACAGCCGGCAUUCCGACCUCUUCAGGAGACUGCAGUCCCUACUUGGAGGAGCACGAUGCUUCGAGAUCUUGGGCGUGGACUUCCUCUUUGAAGAGUACGAGGAGAUUCGUGAUGGCCAACCCCACAUUGCUUGGGCUCCGUACCUCGUGGACGUGACCCCUUCGCCAGGAUACGGGAGGCCUUCGGUGGCCGCGUCGCACCGUCUUCUGCGCGACUUCUUCCGCACCUUCGUGACAGGUGACCCUGACCCAGAGCAGCGGCAUCCUGCCCCCAACACUGCAACCGACACAGUCACAGAGGAGGACAAAUGGCAGGUUGUGUCAGAGAAGGCGGCCUCUUUGGGCUUGGAGAUGAGACCGGAGGAUCGGCCCCUCGUCCGACGCUUUGAUGUGGAGGCACACUCUCGCAGGUGGCGUCGCCUCUUUCCACCAGAAAGGGAUGGCCUCCUGGCUUUGAGCUUCAACUACGUGCCGCUAUUUGCCGGUGGCCCGACCCGUGAGGACGCCUUGUCCAUGCUCUGGGCCGGUGUGCCGCCACAAAACCUCGAAGAAAGAGGCGCCUUCCAGAAACCCGUCCACCUUGUGGACAAGGUGCUAAACUGUUUUUUCGAGCGGGUCGGUGGACACGGCAUUUCGCCAAGUGAGGAGUUUGUCUUAACAGAGGGCCUCACCAAGAUUGCCAUGGCUUCAGAUGCAGAGUUGUCGAAGUUGAAGGGAGGGCAGCAGGUCGUCAGCAACGUCCCUGCCUUCCUCGUCAAUUUCUUCAGUUCCGGCUGUGCCCAAAGUCAAGUGAAGCUGCCCGCAUUGAUGCGGCUGCUGGCAUAG